Esox lucius (northern pike) is the source of this 851-nucleotide messenger RNA. RefSeq names its product homeobox protein Dlx2b. Bases 46 to 819 code for a protein of 257 amino acids. Gene Ontology annotation, biological process: cell differentiation; negative regulation of transcription by RNA polymerase II; embryo development. NCBI's taxonomy places the organism in Eukaryota, Metazoa, Chordata, Actinopteri, Esociformes, Esocidae. The record is from RefSeq and is a predicted model, not a curated record. The transcript has 3 exons. Gene Ontology annotation, molecular function: RNA polymerase II cis-regulatory region sequence-specific DNA binding; DNA-binding transcription factor activity, RNA polymerase II-specific.
UGAGUUUUAUGUAUAGCUGGAGUUGUACAGACAGUUGCCACAGCUAUGCAAUCAACUCAGACUACCUCAAACCACUACAUUAUGCACGAAUCACAGGAAUCUCAAAUCUUGCCGAUUUCAACCGAUACAGGAGACAAAUUCCUGCCUAAUCAAUCGCACCAGCUCGAGCUCGACGCACAUUCGUUUCUCCCUGGGGAUGGAUAUAACAGGAAUAACGGUCACUACUGUUCCGGGACAUAUGAGUUAGGGUUCCCAGACUCUUAUGGCUGUUAUGGAUCAUACGGGGGAUCUUCACCUCUAACAACGGACACAGAGAAAGAGGAGAAGGAGCCAGAAGUCAGAAUGGUAAAGGGUAAACCGAAAAAAGUCCGUAAGCCCAGAACCAUCUACUCCAGCCUGCAGCUAUGUGCGCUACAAAGCAGGUUUCGAAUGAGGCAGUAUCUGGCGCUACCUGAGCGUGCGGAACUGGCCGCUUCACUGGGACUGACCCAAACACAGGUGAAGAUUUGGUUCCAGAACCGUCGCUCCAAGCUGAAGAAAUUGUGGCGAAAUGGGCAGAUGCCACCAGAACAGCAGGAGACCCCCUGUGCCUCCCCUCGGUCCAGCAGCUCUCCUCAAGCUACAACAGUACACUGGGGCCCCCAGAACCAUGGAAUUACAGAGACAUGUUCAAGCAAUGAGCAGGACUGCAUCCCUCCAAGCUCCACAUCCUUUAGCAGUUAUUACUCUUGGUACUCAACAAAUGACUGUGUGAGACUCUCCCAAUUGAGUCCAGUACUUAAUCAGUCUAAUCCCACAGUUGUGGGGUCAAUUUACUGAUAUAAAAGGACCAAAGAUACUGAAAACCUACA